AUUGUUGCAGUGCACGGCCUGGGUGGCCAUUGGAUUCGGACAUGGCAGCACGAUAACGGCCAAGUAUGGCUCAGGGACUUCCUCCCAGCCCAGCUUCGUGAGUUGGAGAUACGUCCAAGGAUCAUGUCCUUCGGGUACAAUGCCAAUACCACCUUCACCAAGUCGGUGGGAGGCAUCAGUGACCAGUCCAUGAUGCUACUCGACAGACUGGACGGCAAGAGGAUGCAAAGCUAUGAGCAACAGAGACCCAUAAUAUUCCUGGCUCACGGCCUUGGAGGCUUGGUGGUAAAAAAGGUAAAGCAUACGCACUCCUGGGACGACAUGUACAGAGAUUUGCUCGAGAAUAUUCGAGGGAUUGUGUUCUUCGCGGUUCCACACCGUGGCGCAAACCUCGCGAUGUGGGCAAGCUUUCCCGCCCGCGUCGGCAAACACACCUCGCUGGGUCUGGCGGGCAAUACCAGGUUCCUCGACGCUCUCAAGAGAGACUCGAUCGAGAGGAGCGAGAUUUCCAACGCCUUCGUCCGGAGGGCCGUUCAUUUACGCAUUCGAACCUUUUAUGAGACAGAAAAGACGGGAAAUUCUCUGGUCGUCGACCAAGAAUCGGCUCGAUUGAACGUACCAAAUGAAGUUGCCGUCGGUGUGGCUGAUUCAGAUCAUUGGACGAUUUGCAAGUUCGAUUCCAAAGGCUGUCAAAGAUACGGGCCUGUAUGGAAGGCUGUGGCAAAGAUGGCUCAAGGUGUCCUGCAGCAGCAGUCAUUGUGCGUGAAUCAUAGAGUUUUGUCUGACGGCGUUGACUGA
Dichotomopilus funicola is the source of this 798-nucleotide messenger RNA. RefSeq lists its product as uncharacterized. The annotation marks the transcript as partial. NCBI's taxonomy places the organism in Eukaryota, Fungi, Ascomycota, Sordariomycetes, Sordariales, Chaetomiaceae. The record is from RefSeq and is a predicted model, not a curated record. The transcript has 3 exons.